This is a messenger RNA of Mustela lutreola (European mink), 5156 nucleotides long. RefSeq names its product PTPRF interacting protein alpha 1 (gene PPFIA1). The transcript is spliced from 31 exons. NCBI's taxonomy places the organism in Eukaryota, Metazoa, Chordata, Mammalia, Carnivora, Mustelidae. The record is from RefSeq and is a predicted model, not a curated record. Gene Ontology annotation, molecular function: protein binding. Bases 1 to 3801 code for a protein of 1266 amino acids. Gene Ontology annotation, biological process: synapse organization. Gene Ontology annotation, cellular component: presynaptic active zone.
AUGAUGUGCGAGGUGAUGCCGACCAUCAGCGAAGCCGAAGGCUCCCCAGGAGGAAGUGGGAGUCAUGGGUCCCGCUCCCCAUCCCAGCCCGACGCAGAUUCACAUUUCGAACAACUGAUGGUGUCCAUGCUGGAAGAGAAGGACCGUCUUCUGGACACGCUGAGAGAGACUCAGGAAACGCUGGCAUUGACCCAGGGGAAGUUGCACGAGGUCGGUCACGAGCGAGACUCCUUGCAGAGGCAGCUCAACACUGCGCUCCCACAGGAGUUCGCGACACUUACCAAGGAGCUCAACGUCUGCAGGGAGCAGCUCCUGGAGAGAGAGGAAGAGAUCGCAGAACUGAAGGCGGAGCGGAACAACACCAGGCUGCUGCUGGAGCACUUGGAGUGCCUCGUGUCCCGGCACGAGCGGUCGCUGCGCAUGACGGUGGUGAAGCGGCAGGCACAGUCCCCGGCGGGCGUGUCCAGCGAGGUGGAGGUGCUCAAAGCCCUCAAGUCCUUGUUCGAGCACCACAAAGCCCUGGACGAAAAGGUGAGGGAGCGGCUGCGAGUAGCACUUGAAAGGUGUAGCUUGUUAGAAGAAGAACUCGGGGCCACACAUAAAGAGCUAAUGAUUCUUAAAGAACAGAAUAAUCAGAAAAAAACGUUAACCGACGGAGUGCUUGACAUGAACCACGAGCAAGAAAAUACGCCGAGCACAAAUGGAAAGAGAUCUUCUGACGGUUCUUUAAGCCACGAGGAAGACCUUGCCAAAGUCCUCGAGCUCCAGGAAAUCAUAGACAAGCAGUCAGAGGAGCAGAGCCAGAUGAAGGAGCGCCUGGCCGCGCUCUCCAGUCACGUGGCGGAGCUGGAGGAGGACCUGGACACCGCCAGGAAGGACCUCAUCAAGUCUGAGGAGGCCAACACCAAGCUACAGCGUGAUGUCCGCGAAGCCCUGGCCCAGAAGGAGGACAUGGAGGAAAGGAUCACUACUCUCGAGAAACGCUACCUCGCAGCACAGCGCGAAGCCACCUCUGUGCAUGACCUCAACGAUAAACUUGAAAAUGAGAUUGCAAAUAAGGACUCUAUGCAUCGGCAGACCGAGGACAGGAACCGGCAGCUGCAGGAGCGCCUGGAGCUCGCUGAGCAGAAGCUGCAGCAGACCCUGCGGAAGGCCGAGACGCUCCCCGAGGUGGAGGCCGAGCUGGCGCAGAGGGUGGCUGCGCUCUCCAAGCCUGACCUCUUGUCUUCGGGAAGCUGUGCCGCUAAGGAAGCUAGACUGUUCGAACUCACUUCCCAGCUUAGGAAGGCCGAGGAGAGGCACGGCAACAUCGAGGAGAGGCUCCGGCAGAUGGAGGCCCAAUUGGAGGAGAAGAACCAGGAGCUGCAGCGGGCGAGACAGAGAGAAAAAAUGAAUGAGGAGCAUAACAAGCGUCUGUCAGACACAGUGGACAAGCUUCUUUCGGAAUCCAACGAGAGGCUUCAGCUCCAUCUCAAGGAGAGAAUGGCCGCUCUGGAGGACAAGAAUUCUCUGUUGCGAGAAGUUGAAACUGCGAAGAAGCAGUUAGAAGAGGCACAACACGAUAAGGAUCAGCUUGUCCUCAACGUGGAGGCGCUGAGAGCGGAGUUAGACCAAACGCGGCUGAGAGGCGCGUCCCUUCAUCACGGCCGGCCGCACUUGGGCAGUGUCCCCGAUUUCCGGUUCCCUGUGGCAGAUGGCCCCACGGACUCCUACAGCAGCGGUGCAGUGUUGCGGCGCCCCCAGAAGGGCCGUCUGGCUGCUCUGCGAGAUGAGCCUUCCAAGGCAAGGACUCUAAAUGAGCAGGACUGGGAGCGCGCCCAGCAAGCCAGCGUGCUGGCAAACGUGGCCCAGGCAUUCGAGAGUGAUGUUGAUGUGUCUGAUGGCGAAGACGACAGGGACACUCUCUUCAGUUCGGCUGCUCUGCUGUCACCCGGUGGGCAGGCCGAUGCCCAGACGCUGGCCAUGAUGCUUCAGGAGCAGCUGGACGCCAUCAACAAAGAGAUCAGGCUGAUCCAGGAAGAGAAGGAGAGCACCGAGCAGCGGGCGGAAGAGAUUGCGAGCCAGGUGGGCAGCAGCACUUCAGACAGCCCGGGCCGGUUCCGGUCUGGGGGUGCUGCCCCCCCACACCCCACAUCCACACUCACAGGCCCGUCCCCUCCGCACAGCGGGCGCUCCACUCCGCGAAGGGGCCCACACAGCCCCGCCAGGGAGGUGGACAGACUGGGGGUCAUGACGCUGCCUAGUGAUUUAAGGAAACAUCGUAGAAAGGUGCCGGCUUCCCGGGAAGAGGUACGAGAUGACAAGGCAACGAUAAAAUGUGAAACAUCCCCCCCCUCCUCCCCGAGAUCCCUCCGCCUAGACAGGCUGCACAAAGGAGCCCUGCACACGGCCAGCCACGAGGACAUCAGGGACGUUAGAAACUCCACGGGCUCCCAGGACGGGCCUGUGAGCAACCCCAGCAGCAGCAGCAGCAGCCAGGACUCGCUGCACAAGGCCCCCAGGAAGAAGGGCAUCAAGUCCUCCAUCGGCCGGCUCUUCGGCAAGAAGGAGAAGGGCCGUCCCGGCCACGCCGGCAAGGAGCACACGGGACCAGCUGCUGCUUCGGAGACGGAAAACUCCUCUCAGGACGCCCUGGGACUCGGCAAACUGGGAGGACAGGCCGAAAAAAACCGUAAACUUCAAAAAAAGCAUGAAUUGCUCGAGGAAGCCCGGAGACAGGGUUUGCCUUUCGCACAGUGGGAUGGACCGACCGUGGUGGUUUGGCUGGAGCUGUGGGUCGGGAUGCCCGCCUGGUACGUGGCCGCCUGCCGAGCCAACGUGAAGAGCGGCGCCAUCAUGUCUGCGCUGUCGGACACAGAGAUCCAGCGGGAGAUCGGCAUCAGCAACCCGCUGCACCGGCUCAAGCUGCGGCUGGCCAUCCAGGAGAUCAUGUCCCUGACCAGUCCGUCAGCCCCUCCCACCUCGAGAACGACCACGGGAAAUGUCUGGCUAACGCAUGAGGAGAUGGAAACGCUCGCAGCCGCGCCACAAACGGAGGAUGAGGAGGGAAGCUGGGCUCAGACCCUGGCCUACGGGGACAUGAACCACGAGUGGAUAGGCAAUGAGUGGCUGCCCAGCCUGGGCCUGGCGCAGUACCGGAGCUACUUCAUGGAGUGCCUGGUGGACGCGCGCAUGCUGGACCACCUGACCAAGAAGGACCUGCGGGGGCAGCUGAAGAUGGUGGACAGCCUCCACAGAAACAGUUUCCAGUGUGGAAUCAUGUGCCUGCGGAGAUUAAAUUAUGACCGAAAAGAACUGGAGAAGAAAAGAGAAGAAAGCCAGAAUGAAAUAAAAGAUGUGCUGGUUUGGAGCAACGAUCGCGUGAUUCGCUGGAUCCUGUCGAUCGGCCUCAAAGAAUACGCCAACAAUCUCCUCGAGAGCGGCGUCCACGGUGCGCUGAUGGCCUUGGACGAGACCUUCGACGCCAACGCCCUGGCGCUCCUGCUGCAGAUCCCAACUCAGAACACGCAGGCUCGCGCUGUCUUGGAGAGAGAGUUUAACAACCUUCUGGUCAUGGGGACUGACAGAAGGUUCGAUGAAGAUGACGAUAAAAGCUUUAGGAGGGCACCUUCCUGGAGGAAAAAGUUUAGACCAAAAGACGUUCGUGGCUUAGCUGCUGGGUCAGCAGAGACUCUCCCCGCAAACUUCCGGGUCACUUCUCUGUCCUCGCCCUCUGUGCAGCCAAAGAAGAUGCAGCUGGACGGCGGCGUGUCAGGACCGCAGAGGCUGGAUUCCGCCACGGUCAGGACUUACUCCUGCUGACGCCUCCUGCGGUUUACCCGCACUACUUCUACAGAUGAUUAUGCAGCAUUUUGAAUCCAACAAAGACUACAUUUUAAAGUUCAAUGGAAUCUUUAAUCUGUUAAUACUUGUUAUAUUGACCCGUGAAAUAUUUUAUUACAGAGUUUUUAAUUAGCAAAAAAUUCAUGAAUACCAUAGAGAAAAUAUUUUAGAAUUUAAUGUUUCUUAUAUUUAUGUAAACUUAUGACUUCAUUUACAUAGUUACUGACUUUUUCAUGUAUAUCCAGGCUAUAAAUAUCCUUUCAAAUCAAUUCAUGUUCUUUUAUCUAAUUUUAGUCGUUCAGAUGAAUGUACUGUAAUGCUUGUAUGUAUAAAUCCCAAGAACCAAUCUAGGGCUUUUGUAAAUUGUGCAUUUAUUGUAAUUACCAUUGCUUUGUUAUUAAUAAACGCUGACAGAGAGGAUUUUUCCACGCUCGUAAAGUCAUCAUGACACAACGUGUGCUGUCAAACGGAACCCAGCUCCACAACAAUCAUUUUGAAAGAAGCAGACUCGAUUUCAAGCAACUGUUAUAUUUUAAUGACUGACCUUAAGUCUACUUUUUCUAGCAAGAAAUGCUUUAUUCCACAGCCUGAACAGAUUUAAACUAUCUGGUGUUAAGUAUCAGCUUCGGAAAAUUUGGACUGGAAAGAUUAUUGGAACACUAUGGGAAUCUCUUAGGACCCCUGGACUCUAUAGCCUCGCCCCCCGGGGGGGCUCGGGGCAAGCUGAGGAUCCUGAGGGCCUGGGAGGGGGGGGUCCUGGGCGCCCUCCUGGUGCGGAGCUCGCUGGCGAGGACUCUCAGAGGACCAGUCCGGAAGCACUGCCCCCCCCCCCCCCCAGCUGGGUGCCCGCAGGGGAGGAGGGCGCCAUCCUGGAAAUAAUGUUGUGCAACUCUAACAAGGCCUUACUGUUCUUAUGUAAAUCAUCUUUUUACAUUUGUUUGUAAACAUGUUUAAAGAAUGGACCUAGUCGUACAUUUUUAGACUUUGAUGAGAUAGCCCUUUUGGAUUGUAUAAGGAGCAAAUGUAACUCUUCUUUCUCCUGGGCAUAUUAAAAAGCCAGCAAGAAAUGUGUCCGACCACGGUGCGUUAUUUAUUAUGCCGCUGAUAGCGCUGGAAACGGCAUGUCUUUCUACAUUUGGUUUCUGCUUUUCAUUUACUCGUACAAUUCACUGUUACCGCUAUGUUUUUCUAUUAAUCUUUUGUGAAACUUCCUGACUAUGUAACAAAGUCUGUACAGUCUACUUUGAGCUAUUUUUAUCACAGUAUUAUUUAUUGCUGUCUUUCAAUACAGUACUGAAGCGUUUUCCACUGCCAAUAAAGAAUACUGACAACCA